This is a messenger RNA of Ananas comosus (pineapple), 1849 nucleotides long. RefSeq names its product calcium uptake protein, mitochondrial. The transcript has 9 exons. Gene Ontology annotation, cellular component: uniplex complex. The record is from RefSeq and is a predicted model, not a curated record. NCBI's taxonomy places the organism in Eukaryota, Viridiplantae, Streptophyta, Magnoliopsida, Poales, Bromeliaceae. Gene Ontology annotation, biological process: calcium import into the mitochondrion; mitochondrial calcium ion homeostasis. Gene Ontology annotation, molecular function: calcium ion binding. Bases 97 to 1515 code for a protein of 472 amino acids.
CUUCCUCUCUCUCUUUUUCUCUCUCUCUCACGAUCGAUCGAUCGAUCUCUCGAUCUCGAACUCUUGCGAUCUCUCUCGCGAUUUGGGGUGGAUACGAUGAUCUUCUACAUGCUCGGAUCGUCGCUGCGGAGGUGCGGGAUCGGGGGCGGGGCGCGACUGGGGCGCGCCUUCUCCGCCGUCGCGAGCGGCGGGGCCGAGGGCGGCGAUGUGGCGGCGCUCCGCCGCGCCGCGGCCGGGGUUUUGGCCGUGGGGGGGUCGGGGCUGGGGCUCUGGUUCCUCCCCUCGUCGUCGUCGCCGGAGUCGUCUUCCGUCUCCUUCGCCGACUCCGGAUCGGAGCGGGUGAACGGUCCCGAGCGCGAGAUCGCAAUCCCCGACGCGGGCAAGGAGAAGAAGCCGAGGUUUCUACUCGGAGACUCAUACCGAAGAAAGGUGUUUUUUAACUAUGAGAAAAGGAUCAGACUUCGAAGUCCCCCUGAAAAGAUAUUCGAGUACUUUGCAUCCUUCCGCAGCCCAGAAGGAGAGGUAUUUAUGUUACCUGCAGAUUUGAUGCGAGCCGUAGUCCCUGUGUUUCCUCCAUCAGAGUCCAAUAUCAUUAGAGAAGGAUAUUUAAGAGGGGAACGCAAUCCUGGGGAUUUGCACUGCAGUCCGUCAAACUUUUUUAUGCUCUUUGAUACUAACAAUGAUGGACUUAUAUCAUUUCCAGAGUACAUCUUUUUUGUGACAUUGCUCAGCAUCCCCGAAUCAAGCUUCAGAGUGGCUUUUAAAAUGUUUGAUCUUGACAACAAUGGGGAGAUAGAACAAGAAGAGUUCAAGAAAGUGAUGGCAUUGAUGCGUUCUCAUAAUAGACAAGGGUCCUCCCACAGGGACGGCUUGCGAAUUGGCCUCAAAGUUGGCGGUUCCGUCGAGAAUGGGGGCCUUCUCGAAUACUUCUUCGGUGAGGAUGGGAACCGCUCUCUUCAUUAUGAUAAAUUUGUCCAGUUUCUGAGGGGCUUGCACGACGAGAUUGUGCGCUUGGAAUUCACGCACUAUGACUUCAUGUCAAGAGGAUCUAUAUCUGCCAAGGAUUUCGCACUAUCCAUGGUUGCUUCGGCCGACAUGAACCACAUAAACAAGUUCCUGGACCGAGCCGACGAUAUUGAGAACGUCUCGCACCUGAGAGACGUGCGCAUUACUUUCGAGGAGUUCAAGGCCUUUGCCGACUUGCGCAAGAGGUUGGAACCGCUGGCUGUGGCCAUGUUCAGUUACGGGAAAGUAAACGGUCUUUUGACGAAGCAGGAUUUCAAGCGAGCGGCAUCCCAAGUCUGCGGGGUCGCUGUAUCCGACAAUACGGUCGACGUCAUCUUCCACGUAUUCGACACCAACCGCGACGGCAACAUAAGCUUAGAGGAGUUCCUACGGGCUUUGCAGAAAAGGGAAAGCGACAUCCGCCAGCCGACGACAUCUUCGGGCUUGGUAGGGCUUCUCUCCUGCUGGCUGAAUUGCACGAAAAACUGCUCUCUUCCGCGGAUUCAUUAACAAGCAAGCAUUCCCUCAGCCGCUACCGUAACCGAUACUCUCUAACCUGACCGAGAUUUUCGGCUAGUAAAUAAAUUCGAUAAGAAGGUACAGUAGCACGACCACGUAAAGUCCGAGUGAUCGCUUUUUUUCGGCGACCGGGUAAGCGUGCGCGUUCUUUUUCUUUUUCUUUUUUUCCUUUUUUCUUUUGUAAAUAGGUAUCUGUGACUUCAAAAUGUGGCUUUGGAGCAUGCUAUGUAUAUAGAACUGUUUACCGUUUGCUUUAUGUAGUCCUCUCUGUGAUGUUCUGAUGGAGACUUCGAAAAUGUACAACCGUAUAUGCUUGCUUCGUUUA